This is a messenger RNA of Helobdella robusta, 534 nucleotides long. RefSeq lists its product as hypothetical. The transcript is spliced from 3 exons. The record is from RefSeq and is a predicted model, not a curated record. Bases 1 to 534 code for a protein of 177 amino acids. Lineage: Eukaryota; Metazoa; Annelida; Clitellata; Rhynchobdellida; Glossiphoniidae.
AUGACGGAUAGAAAUACAAAAAGUGCCAACAAAGCAGCUGCUUGUGAUAAGGAGGGCAUAAACGUAGAUAUUAAACAGCAGAUUGACGCUAUCAAAACGAAUAUUGAUGAAGGUGAUGGUAAACUUUCGAGAAUAGAUGCUUCUAGGUCAAAGCUAUGUGAUGAAACAGCGGUUUUGAAGCGUGAAAUGAACAGAUCUUCUUUUUCGAAAGUUGUCAAAUCUGAAGUUGGUAGAAGUGUGCAAGCAAUCAAUGAUGAUGUGAAAAGUGUUCAAAUAACGCUGAACAAAAUUGUCGAGGCAAAGGAGGGGGAAGCCAACAUGAUACUGUUCGGAUUGAAGAAAGAUGGAUGGAUUUUUGAUGGUUUGGAUGUCAUGGUGCUGACAGAAACUUGGCAUGGAUUGGCUGGCAAUUUUGCAAUUGGUUUGGCAAAGUCGCCUGGGUUUCAGUUUGUUGAUUAUAUUAGAGAGCAUGAUCCGGGUCAUGGUGGUUUGAUAGUUUACUUUCGCAAAGAGAAUUCAAAUAUAAAAAGUUAA